Schizosaccharomyces octosporus yFS286 is the source of this 1774-nucleotide messenger RNA. RefSeq names its product pig-F. The transcript is spliced from 2 exons. Gene Ontology annotation, biological process: sphingolipid biosynthetic process; GPI anchor biosynthetic process. Gene Ontology annotation, cellular component: endoplasmic reticulum membrane. NCBI's taxonomy places the organism in Eukaryota, Fungi, Ascomycota, Schizosaccharomycetes, Schizosaccharomycetales, Schizosaccharomycetaceae. Gene Ontology annotation, molecular function: 3-dehydrosphinganine reductase activity. Bases 89 to 1573 code for a protein of 494 amino acids. The record is from RefSeq and is a predicted model, not a curated record.
CUAUCUUUCCUUGCUUAGGGAAUUUCUCUCAUUAGUAAUUAAAACGAGUUGUAAACAUUCCUCUUUCCUGCAGAACUAAAGAAACAAGAUGGGUUUCUGGGGAAGGAGUAGGUUUGAGACAGAUCGAAAGAAUGUUUUAGUUACGGGAGGAUCUCAAGGCUUUGGGCUGGCCCUCGCAAAGAAGUUUGUACUUCGCGGCAGCCAUGUAACCAUUGCUGCCAGAACAGAGAGCAAACUCAAAGUUGCUGUGGAGGAACUCUCAAAAUUGAAGAUUCAUGAUGAUCAGAUCAUUCAAUACAGAAGUGUGGACUUGACGAAUUACGACGAUGUUAAAAUCAUGAUAGAUCAGCUAGAACCUUGUCCAGACCAUUUAGCUCAUUGUGCUGGUUCUUCAUAUCCCGGGUUUUUUGUCGACCUUCAUCCCGUCGUGUUUGAAAACCAAAUGCGCCAAAACUAUUUGGCUUCCGUCUACAUCACCCAUGCGCUGAUAAAAAGAAUGAAAGAUAUUUCAGUACCUUAUUCGCGAAGAAUAAUGCUAACCUCUUCCAUCCUAAGUGCUCUUCCUCUUGUAGGCUAUAAUGCAUAUAGCCCUACAAAGGCUGCUGUUCGAGCUUUAGCUGAUGGCUUACGACAAGAAUGCAUUCUCUAUGGAAUUGAGGUCUCUAUUUUCUUGCCGGCUACCAUACUUUCUCCUGGUUACGAAGAAGAAAAUAGAUUGAAGCCAUCUUUGGUAUUAGAAAUGGAAAAAUCAGACAAAGCUCAGACAUGUGAAACCGUUGCUUAUUAUUGCAUGAAAGGACUCGACAACGGAGAUUUUGCUAUCACUAAUAACUUUGUUGGAGAUAUUAUGAAAAACCAUUCUCGUACAUCCAGUCCUCACGAUAAUCCUAUCUUGGAAUUCCUCUAUUGUAUGCUUACUUUAUUUGUAUGGCCAUUUGUACGGACUCAACUAGAUCAAGAUGUGUAUAAAUAUGCUUUGCAGCAUCGUUUGAGAACAGCGGUACCCAGCCGAUCUAACUCUUUUGUCACUAUCUUGUUUAGCUGCAUACAAUUUUGCAUUUUCUAUUACCUUAUCCCACCUCUCGUGGCCAACCCGUAUGGAACCUUGUUAAGUACUCUUCCAUUAUGGUUUCUAUUGCAAACCAUCCAAACGUAUUUUCAAAGGCCUCGCGGCUAUUUCACUUUUGCUUCAAUUUUCCGUUCGAUAUGUGCUACGUCUUUGGGAAGUGUUUUAAUCGCUUUCAUUCUCUUUACUUUUGGCGCGCCAUUAGUUAAUAAUUUUCAGCUAAGUUUUCUUUGUGCUGCUACGCUUUCAGUGCUUAUAAUAUACCCUUUAACCUUUUUCUUUCAAUCUAACUACACGAGUUGGGGCCAGUUUCUUGCUUUCAAACAGUACAAAACUUUGGGUAGUUUACAAUGCCGUGCAUGGGGUCCCAUCCUUGGAGCUUGGGCAGGCGCUAUACCAAUUCCCUUGGAUUGGGAUCAACCAUGGCAAGCAUGGCCCAUCACUGUCGUUGUUGGCGCAUUUAUUGGUCAUCUAAUUGCUACGAUUUUCGGAGAGUUACUGCAGUAAUAACCUUGGAUUCAUUAAUAUUUCCAAGGAGUCAUACUUCAUAAAUUAGCCAAACGAACAGAACUUAAAUGUAGAUGUCAAAAAUUAGAUUUCAUAUAAUAAAUUAGUGUUAAUCUAUGAUAGGAAGAAAAAGAUAUAGGUAUCUACUUAACUUUGAAAUUUCUUAACAGUUUAUCUUCGCUUUCCUCCAGUGCCACGGUA